AUGGCCGCCGCAAACAAUAAGGGUGCUACGAUCACCCUCUACUGGCUAGAACAGUCGCGUUCACAGCGCAUUGUUUGGCUACUAGAAGAAUUGAAUCUGUCUUACAACUUAAAGACGUUCAAGCGCGGCAGCGAUAUGCUUGCGCCGCCGGAGCUGAAGAGUGUGCAUCCGCUAGGGAAAUCCCCCGUCAUCUCCAUCGAGGCGCCUGCCACUUCCAAACCACUAGUCAUCGCGGAGUCGGGAUCGAUUGUAGAGUAUCUGUGCGAGCAUUUCGGGGGGGAGAGGCUUAUCCCCAAGAGGUAUGCUCAGGGAAAGGAAGGCCAAAUCGGGGGAGAGUCCGAAUCGUGGCUACGGUAUCGAUUCUACAUGCACUAUGCAGAAGGGAGUCUGAUGCCAUUUUUGGUGAUCGCGCUCUUGGUAAACAAGAUCCGAAAUGCACCUGUCCCCUUCUUCAUCAGACCGAUCCCAGCGUUCGUUGCUGGGCAGAUCGAGUCCCAAUUCCUCACAAGGAAUCUACAAACUCAUUUCUCGUUCCUUGAAGAUCAGAUCAGGACUUCUCCCGAUGGGGGCAAGUUUCUCUGCGGCCAAGAGCUUACCGCUGCAGACAUCAUGAUGAGUUUCCCCCUUAUUGCUGCAGCAGGCCGUGAUAUUUUCGACAAGGGUGAGUAUCCGGAACUGACGGCCUACAUCAACCGUCUCCAAGACACGGAGGGUUAUAAGAAGGCUGCCGCAAAGAUCGAAGAGGUGGAAGGUACCUUCAAGGCUUCCCUCUAA
This is a messenger RNA of Paecilomyces variotii, 774 nucleotides long. RefSeq names its product putative glutathione S-transferase. NCBI's taxonomy places the organism in Eukaryota, Fungi, Ascomycota, Eurotiomycetes, Eurotiales, Thermoascaceae. The transcript has 3 exons. Bases 1 to 774 code for a protein of 257 amino acids. The record is from RefSeq and is a predicted model, not a curated record.